Bombus huntii is the source of this 3033-nucleotide messenger RNA. Its product is annotated as dnaJ homolog subfamily C member 8. Bases 16 to 831 code for a protein of 271 amino acids. The transcript has 7 exons. NCBI's taxonomy places the organism in Eukaryota, Metazoa, Arthropoda, Insecta, Hymenoptera, Apidae. The record is from RefSeq and is a predicted model, not a curated record. Gene Ontology annotation, cellular component: nucleus.
UUCACUUCUCCAUUCAUGGCGGCACCACUAAUAGCAUGGAAGUUAGUAACAAUCAAGAUGGCUGCUACCAACUCGAAUAUAUCCAGUGAUAGUCCAACCAAGAAGGAGGACGAAUUCAAUGAAUUUUAUUCCGAAGUGAAAGAAAUAGAAAAAAGAGAUUCGGUAUUAACUCCCAAACAACAAAUUGACAGACUACUUCGACCUGGCUCAUCGUAUUUUAAUUUAAACCCUUUUGAAGUAUUACAAAUUGAUCCAUCCACAUCUAUAGAUGAAAUAAAAAAGAAAUAUCGACGUAUGUCAAUUCUUGUGCAUCCUGAUAAAAACCAAGAUGACGCAGAACGUGCACAACAAGCAUUUGAAAUUGUUAACAAAGCAUGGAAAACAUUGGAAAACGAAGAAACUAGAGCUAAAUGCAUGGAUGUUAUAGAAGAAGCAAAAGCUAGAACGGAUCAUAUGAUUGUAGAAAAGAAGAAAAAACUGAAAAAAGAAGGAAAAACAGAAAGUGCAAAUAUACUUGAAGAGGAAACAGAAGAAGGUUAUAGACAUGCAGUUUGGGUUAUGACAAUGAAACUUUUUGCUGACAUGGAGAGAAGAAGAAGGGAAUUAGCUACUCGAGAUGCGGAACAACGUAAAAGGAAACGGGAAGAAGAACUAUCUGCAGAAGCACAAGCUGCGUUAGAACGUGAGUGGCAAAAAAAUUUUGAAGAAUCUCGACAAUCAAGAGUUGAUAGUUGGAAAGCUUUUCAGUCUGGUGCUAGUGCCACAAAACAAAAGAAAGCAAAAAAAUUGAAAGCUUUCAGGCCUCCUAAAACGAAAGCUGAAUCACGAUAAUUAAGUAACUGUUCCUGACACCUGGCAUAGAUUCUUUUAUUUGAUCAGCAUUUCAUAUUUCUUGCAAAAAAUGUAGUUUAAAUAGCAUGUUUUCACUAUGUGACAAAUUAUUGAUUUUAUUAGAACUAAUUGGAAUUGUUCUCAUUUAAAAUUCCUUUCUUAAUUAAGAAUUUGUUAUUUAAAAUUAGUUAAAAAAAUUAAAAUCAGGUGUCAAAGUAGAGAAUGAAUUGUAAACAGAGUGAUGAGUACAUUGAGCAGCAAAGUGUGAGAAUGAUUAGUGUAUGUAUCGUUCACAAAUAAUUUGUGUGUUUGUUGAAUCUACAUGUAUGUAUGAACGUACAUAGUUGUGAUAUAUUUACAUGGCCCGAACAAGUUCGACUUUAAAUAAAAGCUUGAUCUAAUGAAAUUAUUGUAUGAAAUGUAAGACAAUUUCCAUUUGUACUAUACAUACAUUACAUUUGUAUUGUUGGAUAACAAAUGUCAAUUUUAUAAUAUACACGUACCUCAUAUUUUUAUCUGAAAUAUACAAUCACAUGACACAAUGCUUUAAAAAAAAGACAACAUUUAAGUUAUACAAUGUGUUAAAUGAAAUUUAGAUUAAUAUUUCUUACUUUUUCAUAUACUUUUAUAAAUUACUGUGGAAAGUUUGCAUAUAUCAUACCAAUAAUUGACAAUUAAAAAAAUAUUGCUGUUUUAAAGCUACAAGAUGAUUUGAAAUACAAAAUAUAAAGAUAAAGGUAAAGUAUGAAUGUUCUUCUGCAGAAUACAACCUCUGCUUACAUAUUGUUAUAAAAAUUCGACAUUAUGUAUUGGUGUCAUGUGUGCACAAAGUAUAUUUAUCUAACAAUGUAUAAUAUAAUUGUUACAUUAUACUAAGGCAAAAUAUUUCAUCUGUAUUUCAUACAUAAUGCGGAUGAAAUUGUGACGCUUUUAUAUACCUUUGUUUCUUUAUUCACUUUCUUUUUCAAUUUUGGUAAAUAGUUUGCCGCUGCACUAACAAUCAUAUUUUGCACCUUGAGUGACAUUACAGUAGUCAUAUUAACAUCUAGAAUUUGUUAAUCGCUGAUUUUAAAUGUGCUACGAGCAAAACCAUAUAUAAAAUAAUUUAGCGUAUGUUUCCUUUGGAAAUCAAAAAAUGUAACAUAUUACAUUCCUUUUAGUUUAACAAAACACUCUAAGUAAGUGAUACGACAAUAUUUUACGUUCAUUGCCAUCGAAAUAGUUUAACGGGCCAUGUAGUUAUAAUUUUCGGUUUUCAAUAGACACUCGCAUAAUGGAUGUUAUAUCGCGACGUACACUUGGUCCAACUGUAAUUUGUAAGAUUAUUGUAAGAAGACAAAUUUCUAAAGCAUAAGUUUCUCAUUGCAAGUCACUUUAAAUAGUUUUACUAAUAUAUGAAAGUCAAUGUUGUACAAGUGCCGAUAAGAAUAAACGGCGAGAAAGUGUUUGUGUGUAAAAGAUAAAAUCGUAAGAUGAAAUUUUUAUCAAAGAUAUUAAGCUGAAUAGCUGAUCACAACGUGAAAUAACAUUUAUUUCCAAUUUUUUUCUAUUUUGUUUUUGUAAUAUGAAUUUUUCUAUGAUGCCAUAAACUUUAUUAAUUCCGAUUUAUAUAUAUAUAUAUAUAUAUAAUAUUUUUAUUAAUAUUAUAUAUUAUAUAAUAUAUAAUAUCAUUAUUUUAUUAAUAUCAUUAUUUAUAUAUAUAUAUAUAUAUAUAUAUAUAUAUAUAUAUAUAUAUAUAUCAACGCAAUAUUAAUAAUCAUUUUACUAUCAUUCAGUAAUACCAAAUAAUGGAUUAAACAAUACACACUCGGAGAAUGCCUCGUUUAUUUAUAAUAUAUAUACGAUACUGGAUGGUAGAAAAAAAUCUAUUCGUGGCUUUUAUUUAUAUGUACAAAAAUUUUAUUAUUUCACAACAAAUGAUAUUAUAUGACCACAUAUUCUGUAUUAGGCGGAAUUGUUUGAAAAAUUAACUUUUUUUUCUUAAAAUUGAUUUCAACUUUUCAUUCAUUUGUGAAAAUGUUACAACGGAUAUAUUAUAGUAUUAUUUAAUGCUAUAAAAAAUUCAUUUUAUACAAGUAGUAGAUUACAAGUCGUCAAUGAUAAUAAUUUGUAUUGUUCUUUAUUUAGUUCGACCAUUUGUUAUUAAUGUAUUCAUCUUGUAUAUUAUGACGUCCAUGGGAUAUAAAAUGUAAAUAUGAUACA